AUGAAUUAAUAGUUACAAUAAUAGAAUUAGAUAAAUUAGAUAUAUCUUGAACAAAAUAAAAUGACAAUAAUAGUUCAACUCAGAAAAGGAUCUGGGUCUUAAGGUAGUGUGUAUUAAGGUUUUAUAAAAAACACAAAUCAAAGGGUGGCUGUAAAAGUAGUUAAAGAAUUAAAUCCUAUUGAGGAAACUAUAUUAUAAAUUAUUUAGAAAAAUAAACCUAAAUACAUUAUAAGAGUAGAUGCAAUUGAAAAAUUGAAUAACUUAAUUUAUAUUGUAAUGGAAUUGGCAGAAAUGGAUUUUUAUGAAUUUAUGAAAACAAAUAAAUUCAAUAAUUUUGAUAUCCAAGAAAAAAAUGAAUUAUUUCUUCAAGUAUAUAAUAAAACUAUUUUAGAUGAUCUAAGCAGUUUAGGAAUUUCAUAAUUUUGGUUAUUUUCAUAGAGAUUUAAAACCAGAAAAUUUUGUAUGUUGCCAUGAUUAGGAAUAAAAAUUAAUUAUUAAAUUAAUUGAUUUUGGUAUUUCUAAAAGUCAAUAAGAUCUUGGAAGUUAGACUCUAAACAUAGGAACCCCAUACUAUAUGGCUCCUGAAAUUUUAUAAGAUAAAAACUAUUCCAGAACUAUUGAUGUUUGGGCUUUGGGAACUUUAUGGUAUGAAAUGAUAACCAGAAAAACAUUCUUUGAAGGUACAAAUAUUUUUAUUCUAGGUAUGAGUUAUUUCAUCCUUAUGAAUUAAAUCAAAAACAUCAAGCAAAAUGAGAUUAAUCAAAAAAUUGAUUAGCUUUAUUAAGUUUAAAAUAAUUUUAGAGAGAUCAUAAAAUAAAUGAUUUGUGUUGAUAGUUAGUAAAGAUUAAAAUUGGAAAAUAUUAUAUUAUAAAUAGAGAAAAGCUGUGAACAAUAAAGAAUUCAUAAAAUUGAAGUAGAACUGUAAAAAAAAUUAUAAAAAGAAUUUGAAGAAAAAGAAAGACAAAUCAUAUUGAGUAAUCAAUAGAAAUUGGAUGAACUUUCUCAAAAAAUNUAAUAAGCAAUGAAUAACUUAUAACAGAAAUAUUAAAAGUUAUUAGAUGAAUUCAAUUAAUAAUCGCAAUCUAUUGAAAAUAUUAAGAUAAAGUGUGAAAAUUAUUCUGAAUACAAUAGUAAAGUUAAUGAUCAAUUUAAAUAAUUAAAAUAGAAUAAUUACAUUAUUGAUUCAUUAUUAAAUUAACUUAAAUAAUUUUAUGAUGGAGGAUAUAAUUGUAUUUCUAAAGAUUUAAUCAAUUAUAUUUAAAAAUAAUAAUAAGAUAUUUAACAUAAAUUAGAAUCCUUUUAAGAAAUAAAUAAUGAAUUAAAUGAUUUCCUAAUAGCUUUAAAACAAGAAUUAAAGAAAGAAGUGCAAAAUUAUAUAUUCUAAAUGGAUGAUUAGAUUUAUGAAAUAGAUUACAAAAUUUAAAAUAACUUAAAAGACUAAGAUGAACAUCAAGAAAGUAUCAAACAUUAAUUAUAAGAGAAAUAAAAAAAUAUUCAAUAAAUGUAACAAUAAUUAAACUAAUUUAACUAAACAGAAAUAUCGAUACAUAAAUAUAUUUAAAUAAAAACUCUUUACUAAUAAGAAGUUGA
Molecule: messenger RNA, 1590 nt
Organism: Paramecium sonneborni
Lineage: Eukaryota; Ciliophora; Oligohymenophorea; Peniculida; Parameciidae
Source: the annotation of a GenBank genome assembly